CGCGCUCUGGCGUGCACGCUGUGAGGACGCAGUCGAGUCCUGCCCGUGCGGCUCCGCUCGCCCUCGCGCUCGCCCUGCGCCUCGCUACGUAAACAGUCCGGCCGCGUGUUGCUCUGUGUGUGCGUGUGUGUGUCUGUGUCCGCCCGCCCGCCGGGCACUAUGAGGUGAAGUGUGAAGCCCCUGAGGAUUACAGUGAUUGUGCAGUGAGUGCUAUGACACAAGUGCCCUCGUGCUGAGGCCGUCAUGUUGGACUCGGAGAGCGUUGGCGGCGGCGGCGGUGGCCCCGCGCAGGGCCCCGCAGCGAACGGCAAGCAGGGCGUGAUGGUGGACAACGCGCGCUCCUGGCCCGGACUCAAGGGCAGCAGGAAGCGCCGCGGCUCGGCGUCGUCGACGUCGUCGGCGUCCUGCGGCCGGCCGGGAGCGUCGUCGCUGUCGGCGUCCUGGCUGCUGGGCGCUAUGUGCCUCGUCAGCCUGGGCCUCAGCGGCUACUUCGGCUACCGGGAGGCCGUCCUGGAGGGCAGGCUCGGCGACCUGGAGCGCCGCUUCGAGCAGCACUUCGCCCGGCCGGGAGUCUUCGUGGAGCGCCUCAAGCGCGACGUGGAGCAGAGCCUCGCCCGCCGGCUGCCGCGCGCCGCGCCGGCCCGGGAGGGCCGCGAGGGCCGCGAGGGACGAGACAGGAUCUACGCGCGCAGCGCCGGCGACUGCACGUGUCCGCCAGGACCCCCUGGGCCUCAAGGUCCACCUGGCAAGAGAGGAAAGAAGGGUAUACCCGGGGCCAAAGGAACGCCGGGGACCCCCGGACAAAGUGGAUUUCCGGGCUCGAAGGGGCCCAAAGGCGAUAGAGGUUUUGGGGGUGCGAUCGGUUUGGACGGGCCCAAAGGUGACCCGGGUGCACCCGGAGAGAAAGGCUCCAAGGGCGAUCCUGGUGGUCCAGCGUUCGACAUGUAUGCCGCUGUCAAGGGGCUGAAGCGUUCAGUGACAACUCUCCGAGGAGGAACGUUAGGAUACGCCGAAAUCGUUGCGGUGAAGGGACUACAAGAGCAGGGGCUCAAUAUUUCGGCGCAGAACAUCAUAUAUGUCAAAGGCGAGCGAGGGGAGCCUGGGCCACCCGGGGCGGCGGGCCCUGUCGGCAAAGAGGGCCUACCAGGACAGGACGGGAGGCCCGGACCGUCCGGGGAGCCAGGACCACCGGGUGAGAGAGGAAGUGCGGGACCAGCUGGACCUGUGGGACCGCCGGGGCCGCCGGGAGCGCCAGGACUGCGGGGACAACCAGGCCUCAUGGGUCCACCAGGUUUUCCGGGCAUCCCAGGACAAUUAGGAUUAUCUGGCAUUCCGGGGCAAAACGGAACAGAUGGACUUCCUGGUCUACCUGGCCAACGAGGUGAAAAGGGCGACAAGGGCGAGAGGGGUAUGACGACUACGCUGACAGGAGACCAGUUCCCUACUGGUAUAAUCGAAGGCCCACCCGGUCCACCAGGCCCACCAGGUCCAGAAGGUUUGAGAGGAGAUAAGGGCGAUUCAGGCCCAGCUGGCCCAGAAGGUCCGAAGGGCGAGGUUGGAGAGAGAGGGAAGCGCGGAAAAAGGGGAAGGAAAGGCGACCCAGGCACAGCGGUGGAGCGCGGACUACCGGGCCUGCCCGGCCAGAAGGGAGAGCCGGGAGAGGCCGCACUUCGUGGAGAGAAGGGAGACAAAGGGGAUACUGGGGUAUCAGGUUCAAAGGGCGAUAUGGGUCUCUUGGGGCCUCCGGGACUCGACGGUCAGAACGGCGCGACCGGGCCGCAGGGUCCGCCAGGCCUUCCGGGUAUGUCCGGGCCCAAGGGGGAAAAGGGCGAGUACGGCGACAUCGGCCACCCCGGUUUGAUGGGUCCUCCCGGCCUUCCAGGUCCACCGGGAUAUCCGGGUGUGAAGGGAGACAAAGGCGAGAAAGGAGAAUCGAAAUACAAAAAGAUCAGACGACGGCAGGGUGAUGGGACCUUUGAGACAGGAGGCAGCGAAUUUGUUAUGGGACCACCAGGCCCGCCUGGGCCCGGCGGCGCACCAGGCCUUCAGGGUCCGCCUGGCAUCAAAGGCGACAGAGGGAUGGAUGGAGCGAAAGGAGACAUGGGCGAGAAGGGAGGGAAGGGGGAUCCUGGGCCAAUGGGGCUACCCGGCCCGAUGGGACUGCGUGGUGAGCCUGGGAGGGCAGGUGAUCCGGGAAAGCCAGGCCCGAUGGGGCAGCCGGGUCUUGAUGGAAUGAAGGGUGGCCAAGGAGAACCAGGGUCCAAAGGCGAAAGAGGCGAGCCGGGUCUUCCGGGCACGGACGGAAUCCCAGGCCAAGAGGGCCCCAAGGGUGAGAAAGGCGCCAUGGGCGAAACUGGACCGCCGGGCAAACGUGGACGGAAAGGAGACAAGGGAGACAAAGGCGCACAGGGCGUGCCAGGGCUCGACGCGCCUUGUCCACUGGGAGAGGAUGGCCUUCCACUGGCUGGCUGUGGCUGGAGACCGCCGUCGGACCUGUCCAUCCCCACCGCUGCGCCACCCUCGUACCGCAAUUCCAUGCACGGAAUGCCUUCGCAACAGUCGCACGCCACAGCGUCGGACGACUUCGACAACGACUAUGAUGAGAAUGGAGCAGACGAAGAAGACGGCGAGGAAGACGAUGAAUGAGCUGCGGCAGUGGAAUGAAGACGAUUGAAGGAAGUGUAAAAAAAGUGUACUUAGUGUAAGAAAGUGUACAAAAAGAAUUCGAGGAUCGUGUUAAGUGACAGUACAGAUCUGUACAUGCUCGGCAUAGUUGGCGCCGACACAAAAAACAAUCGUAUUUCACUAUGAAAUGAAAACACAAGACACCCUCGUGCAAUAUGCUUAAGUUAAUUGUAAGUAAAUUAAUUGAAUUAAGUUAAUUACUUGUAAUCUCCAUUUGAAAAUAAGACUGAGCAGAACGCAAACAUUUAUCAUAUUGAGUGUGGAGACAAUCUUAUGUCAGUUUAUUAAAAUACACGAACGUAGCAGUUUGCAGGAUAUCUUUUGUUUGCCCUAGCUUUGUGGCAUUUGCAGUCUCACACGUCCAUAAUAUACCGAGAAACAUAUAAAACCACAAUUUCAGCGGUGAUCUGCCAAUAUAUGUUGUCGCGGUGUAUACUUGUCCUAUGAACCGCGGGUUCACCAACGACCCAAGCUCCCCGGUUUGACCGUAAACUAUCGCCUACCGUGAUUGCCUUUCUCUAUAGCGGGCUACCGGUGGCUAAUGAUUGUUGCCGUCGCUCACGCACAGUAGUGACUUUAAUUUUUUGUCAGCAUUCCCGCAAUGCUUCCUUUAAAAUAGAAAGUAAUUUGUUGUUUGUCAGGUGUUGCUUAGGCUACAAGAGGGGUGCCUAGGCAAAUUUUAACUUUGGGAAAAUUACAAUCCGUUGGCCAAUUUAGUUUAACUUUGUGCGCUCCAGUGAAACACACUGAGGCCGUAUGAUUUUUGAAAGAAAGAUGAAUUGCCACCUGUAACGUUCAGUAAGAAUAAAGUUGUAUAUACUGUAUACUGUAGUAUCUAAUUCGAUGUUUGUAAAGCGCAUAUUUUGUACAUUUAUUGACGUUUACGUUAGCACGUAUCUCUGACACAAUGAUAACAAAGAUGUCAUGACUAAGUUGUCUGAAAUGCCAAAGAAACCCUGCUCAUACUGUGUUCUCGACAGAAAUGCUAAGAACUCAUGUGUUUGUUUAUCAUUUGCAAACUUUCACCGAUAGAAUAACUGUUGUGGUACCGGGUGUCCCGGCUCUUACAUGCCAGUACGUUGGGUUGCCUAUGCA
Frankliniella occidentalis (western flower thrips) is the source of this 3780-nucleotide messenger RNA. RefSeq names its product collagen alpha-5(IV) chain-like. The coding region runs from base 244 to 2646 and encodes 800 amino acids. Lineage: Eukaryota; Metazoa; Arthropoda; Insecta; Thysanoptera; Thripidae. The record is from RefSeq and is a predicted model, not a curated record. The transcript is spliced from 29 exons.